AUGGCGUUAUUAAAAAAAGAGAUCGCAGCUUUACGUACAAUCUCCAAUCCCUACAGUUCCUCUCUGGAUUCACUCAAAAAAGAUCUAGCUGACGUUAACCUUGCAUUGAAGGAGCCGCAAGAAAAAAGAAUUGGGGUUAACCCUGCAACCUGUGAUACAAAUUCGUCUCCUAUAUCUUGUGAGGACAAGAUUCCCGGAAGGCGGGUAGUUAAGAAUAAAAGUGCACAGAAAUCGCUGUUAGCCAAGAUAAGCUCAGUUCGCACGUUCUGUCACUAA
Molecule: messenger RNA, 276 nt
Organism: Parnassius apollo (apollo)
Lineage: Eukaryota; Metazoa; Arthropoda; Insecta; Lepidoptera; Papilionidae
Source: the annotation of a GenBank genome assembly